This is a messenger RNA of Melitaea cinxia (Glanville fritillary), 4672 nucleotides long. RefSeq names its product peroxidase-like. The transcript has 13 exons. Gene Ontology annotation, molecular function: heme binding; peroxidase activity. The record is from RefSeq and is a predicted model, not a curated record. Gene Ontology annotation, biological process: response to oxidative stress. Lineage: Eukaryota; Metazoa; Arthropoda; Insecta; Lepidoptera; Nymphalidae. Bases 207 to 2588 code for a protein of 793 amino acids.
GGUUUCGAUCGCGCACUGACUACUGACUAGGGCAAAUAACUAAGCUUCAGUGUCUGUUUGGCAGUAGAAGUGAAUUUUGGCUCUUCAGCCAAUCUAAUGGAACAGCGUUUUUUCGAGCAAGUGUCAGCUGCGAUCGUGUUAAACAAAUCAAACAUUCGCCACAAACGCGAUAAUUGCCGCAAACAGCAAAUAUUAUUGCUGCUAUUAUGUUGUUUAAACGGAUCAUCGAAGGAAAGUCGAUGUUGAACACGGAUUCGAAAAAUAGGUUACCGGAGAAAUGUUCUAGAAGAAAGUCGGAAUGCGACAGUUGUUGGGAACAUUCCACUAUAUUGGAGGAAAUGAUGAAGAUGGUACUACUCGGUUUAGUAUUAUGGGCAGGAGUUACCUUUGGAACUCAUUUUGCUCCUUAUCCUCUCAACUUAAUCGUCAGUACAGAUAUAAUUCAUCCACCACCGAUGUACGACUUCCCGUUUCCGAGCCCUAGAGUCCUAAAAAAACUAGGACCUAUUACUGCUGCUGAUAUUGAGAAUGCAAUAAAUCGCAGCCAGUUUUCUGUGUCAACGCUGAAACGUUUGGAGGACAACAUAGGUGGACCGGACCCAGGAUCUGCAGGACAGGGACUUACAAUAUAUGGACUACCUUCGAUGGAAGCGAUGGAGUACAAUAAAUUGUCCUUAAUUAUUACUAAAGCAACGCAAAAUUUGCUCUGGAGUAAAUGCUCCUGGUAUGGUGUGGAGAGAGAUGAGUGCGCUGGUUACAUUAGCACAAUAAGCUUACAAGAAAGCGAAUAUGGACCUCAAUGUGCCCAGUUAGAAAGGUUCACUUGUCCUAAGAACAAAAUGUCAUUGAAGUACCGAAUGUUCGAUGGUUCUUGUAACAAUCCUGUAAGAUCUUCUUGGGGUCAAGCGCUCACUGGAUAUAAACGUCUCUUGCACCCAAAAUACUCUGAUGGCAUCAAUGAACCUCAUCGCGCCGCAAGUCACAACGCUCUACCUUCACCCCGUUUAGUAAGCGUAGUUUUAGGUGGUAACAUGGAUGUUCCAGAUGAAAAGAACACAAUUGUUUUGCCUUUGUGGAGUCAGUUUAUUUUGCACGACUUGGUACACACGCCGAUGAGCAGAACAAUUCACUCUAAAGAAGCGAUUAGUUGCUGUGACAGUUCUGGUAGGAACCGAGCCCCCCGAAACUUGUAUCCAAGCUGUAUGCAAAUCGCCGUGCCCAAUGAUGCAGUGUAUGGCGAGUUUGUCGAUUGUAUGGAAUAUGUGCGCUCUGUUACCACCUUCAGGGGAGACUGUACCUUUGGGCCUGCGGAACAGAUGAACCAAGCAACCCAUUUCCUGGAUGGGUCGCAUAUCUAUGGCACAAACAGUAUAACCGCUGCAGCUCUUCGAGACAAGACCGGUGGUCUUCUAAAGACUACCUCAAUAGAUAAUGAAGAGCUACUGCCUGUAGUGGCAGAGCCGGAUACGAAGUGCCUUGUCCAACACGAGUCUGACGCUUGCUUUGAUACCGGUGAUGUCCGAGCAAACAUUCACCCAGGUCUCACGAGUCUCCACACAUUGAUGGUCAGAGAACAUAACCGUAUAGCCAAAGCAUUGGCAAACCUCAACCCCAGUUGGAAUUCCGACAAGUUGUACCACGAAGCGAGAAGGAUCGUUGUGGCGGAGUUACAGCACAUUACGUACAAACAUUGGCUGCCUGCCUUGACUGGCAAAACUUACGAUGAGCUAUACGAUGGCUACGACAACGGUUACAACCAGGACAUCGACCCCACUAUAACGAAUUCGUUCGCAACCGCCGGUUUCCACUUCGUGAACAGCCAAUUCGACCAGGACAUCGAGAUGUUAGAUGAGAACAACAACUUGACGUCACAUCGCCUAAAGCACAAUUACUUCAACCCGCAAUUGCUCGUGGGGAAGAAGGGUCUGGAGAAUCUUCUUAGGGGAAUGGUGAAUCAAAAGAGUCAACGUAUGGAUUUGAACUAUGAUGAUGAUCUGCAUCACUUCUGGCUGGGAGGGCUGGACGUGUUAGCUAUAGAUAUUCAGCGCGGACGCGAUCACGGCAUGGCUCCAUACACGCAAUACCGCGCACUGUGUGGACUUCCACCGACCACUUCCUUCCAAGACCUCGCCGACGUCAUGACGGACACGACAAUUAAAUCGUUGCAACGCGUAUAUGAAGAUCCAAUUGACAUAGAUCUUGUAGUUGGAUUAAUGUCUGAAAUUCCCCUCGACGGCUCUCUCCUCGGACCUACUGCUACAUGUUUGAUCAGGGAGCAGCUGCAUCGCACGCGGGUCGCCGACCGGUACUUCUACACGCACGCGCACGAGGCCGGCGCCUUCAGCAAGCGGCAGCUGGCCGAGCUGCGGCGCGCCUCGCUCGCCGCCCUUCUGUGUUCCAACACGCGCCUCGCCGCGCUGCAGCGGGACGUCUUCCGACCGCCCUCCGGCGACAACCCUAUCGUAUCUUGCGACGCGAUUAAGAGAGUUAACCUCGAAGCCUGGCAGGACCCAUCCGAACAACCUGACAUCUUGACGCGAACCAACAAAUGGAUCAAAAACAAAGUGGGCACUAAUUCAACCAAAUAGACUGGCAGCCUAUAUUUUAUAUAUUCAUCAUCAGAAUUUUCUGUUAGAUAUAUGUAUAGUUGACCAAAUCGGGUAUAAGUUCCUACUAAAUUUAAAGGCGUAAGAAAUUCUAUCUUGAGGCUUGAAAAUACCUUCUUAUGAAACGACUAAUAUUUUCGAAUGUGUCUGAAGAUCCACUAUUUAUGUAUUUUGUUCUAGUAGCCAACUGGACGUACGACACUAACAGAAACUUCUAAUGGCAAGGUCAUAUUAUAGUCCAUUUUGAUGUCCUAUUUGUCUGAAAAUUUGUAGACUUAUUAUAAAAUAUUGACAUUAUUUAGACUUUAGGUAUAAACAUUUUUAUUACAUUAGACAUUCUCAUAUAAAAAAUACAUAGAAAAUGAGUAUAGGAUAAUUAUAUAUUAGUAUUUAUCCGUAGUUUUCCGUAGGUCUGCGGAGAGAUUUAAGUGAAAGCAAACGUUAAAAUUGUUUUUAAUUAUUUUUCGAAAGUAUUGUUUAAAAAGAAUUCAAUUACUUAUGAAUGGUGCUUUUAUAGAAAUUUAAUGACUGAUACUUAUUAUAUUAAUUUUAUUAGUCAAAUGUAUUAGAUGAUUGGACAUUAAUCGCAGCUUGAAAUAUAGUUUUGUUUUGUUUUAUCUAUAAAUUUUGAUUAACGAUGUUGUGCGUACCGCAGAUCUUAAUUUACAAAUCGAGUUUUUCAGUAUUGUGGUUGUUUACAUUUACAAUCUACCUAUUAUGUCUAGAAUAAAAUUUUGACUUGCAUAAAAAUUGUAGAUAGGUCAAACUAAAAUCAUGUCCGUUUCCUACGGACGCCAUGUUGUGCAGAGGCUGUGAUAACGUAAAAUAAAUCACUUAUGACGUUAGUCCUAUAAAGACGUGUUACAGUCCUUGAGACCUAUAUAUUAAAAGAUCAGGGACUUUAGUGUAAAAUUAGGUCAUUCGCGUAAUCAGACGUUUCUUUUAACAAGUUCAUAAGCGAACCAUGAUGCGCUUUUGCUAUUUUAUAGAUCUGAAGUUAAUAUUAUGGUAACCAUUACGAUGUUAACGGUCAGAUUUCGCGGCGGCCAUUUUAGACAUUUCCGACAUUGACGUCAGUUCGCAUAUCAAAACUUGUAACAGAAACGUCUGACUAAAUGCGAUCAGCUAAAACUCCACUGGGACUACUCAAAUCGCUUGCAUUUCAAAAUACUAGAACUUAGGUUUAAGAAAUUCCAUUUUCACAGCUUGUGUUUAUACAAUGAUACAUAAUUCAUAUAUUCUUAAAAGUAAUUGAAUUAUAAUGCACAAUUAUAGUUUUUUUUUUGACAUACCUAAAUGUAGUUUUCUAAAAAAAGGUGACGUACUUACCGAAAACCGUUGUAAAAUCCCUAUACUUAAUACUAUGUAACAAUAAUAGCGAAACGAGAUUUAAUGGAUAUUAAAAUUAUAUUUAAUUUUUAUUUUCUUUUAGCGGAUUUUUUAAUUUAAGCCACAAUUUGAAAAUAUUUAGGAACUAAUUUAGUAUCAAAAAAUAUGUAACAAACGCUAGACGUUUCGAAUAUUUGCGCCAUUCUACCAAAGACUUGAUGACACCUAUUAGCGAAUAAUUUUAAUUUAGGUAUUUCGAUUGUAAUACAAUUGGACAAUAUAAGUCAACAGAGAUAUCAUUUAAAAGAUUAAAAUAUAGAUUAACUCACUUAAUUUGGUUAUUAAAUAUUUUUAUUAAAUUGGUUUUUGCAUUUGGCAGCCAUGUUAUAAAACGAUUAUGUAUUCGCUAAAAUAAAUUGUUUUUUGUGAAUACUUAUUUUCCUAUCAACUAUAUUAUUAAUGCUUAUUUUCGUUUAUAGAAUAUAUUUUUAAUAUGGAAUAUUAUACAAAUAUUAUAUGUAAAAUUAUUAAAAGCUCUAUAUAUGUUGUCAUACAAUAAAUGUAAUAAAUCUACCGACGCUCUUUACUAUUUGUCAAGAGAUAAGUUUUGCUUUUCUAGGUCACAUUUUGGCUUGCCAUUUAAAAUAGUAUUUCUUUUUGAUUAGUGUAUAUACCUUUGUAUCGAAUUUAAUUCCAUAAUAUUUACUUUUUUAGUUUAUUAAAGUUAUUUAUUAACA